Molecule: messenger RNA, 4320 nt
Organism: Thunnus maccoyii (southern bluefin tuna)
Lineage: Eukaryota; Metazoa; Chordata; Actinopteri; Scombriformes; Scombridae
Gene: baiap2b
Product: BAR/IMD domain containing adaptor protein 2b
Exons: 14
Coding region: 284-1906 (540 amino acids)
Biological process (GO): actin filament bundle assembly; positive regulation of actin filament polymerization; actin crosslink formation
Cellular component (GO): nucleoplasm; cytosol
Molecular function (GO): protein binding; cytoskeletal adaptor activity
Source: RefSeq, a predicted model, not a curated record
UGGUUUCCCACCGCCCCUGAAUGCAGCACCGCCCCUCUUGGAGUGAGUCCACCUCUGCGCUCCAACCGAGAGGCACCGACGGCCUGACUGGCUGCGUGGGGAGCCGGUGUGGGCGCAGCGGAGGACUUUCCUAUAAAAGCAGGGAUCCCACCGCCAGACGAGCUCGUCUACCGGCAGACAGGAGCCACGAUUCCCCGCGAACAGCUGCGAUUUUUUUUUUCUCGCAACACACAGUUCGGAAAGGAAAAUCAUCUCAACCUCAUCCAAAAGGAAAUCUUAGUCUAUGGUUAUUACUGACGUGCCAACAAGGAUGUCCCGGACCGACGAGGUGCACCGUAUAACGGAGAAUGUCUACAAGUCCAUCAUGGAGCAGUUCAACCCCUGCUUGCGGAACUUCAUAGCCAUGGGAAAAAGCUACGAGAAGGCGCUCACCAGUGUCACAUACGCUGCAAAGGGCUACUUCGACGCUCUGGUGCGGAUGGGCGAGAUGGCCAGCGAAAGUCAAGGCUCUAAGGAUCUUGGGGAGGUGCUCUUUCAGAUGGCUGAAGUGCACAGACAGAUCCAGAUCCAGCUUGAAGAGAUGCUCAAGUCUUUCCACAACGAGCUGCUGACAGAGCUGGAGAAGAAGGUGGAGCUGGAUGCGCGCUACCUGAACGCUGCGCUGAAGAAGUACCAGAUGGAGCACAAGAGCAAAGGGGAGAGUUUGGAGAAGUGCCAGGCAGAGCUGAAGAAACUGCGCAGAAAGAGCCAAGGCAGCAAGCACCCCUCCAAGUAUGGAGACAAGGAGAUGCAGUAUGUGGAGGCCAUCAGCAACAAGCAGAGCGAGCUGGACAACUACAUCGCCGAGGGCUACAAGAACGCUCUGUCCGAGGAGAGGAGGAGGUACUGCUUCCUGGUGGACCGUCAGUGUGCCGUGGCCAAGAACGGCGGCGCCUACCACACCAAGGGGAAGGAGCUUUUAUCCCAGAAGAUCCCGGUGUGGCAGCAGGCGUGUGCUGAGCCCAACAAACUACCGGAUCGUGCCAUGUUCCUGGCCCAGCAGAUGAGCGGUGCAGCAGGCGCCAUGGUUCCCGGUGCUCAUCACCCCGGCAUGCCCAUUUCUGAGCCCAUCCCUGGUGCUAAACCCCUGCCGGUGCCUCCAGAGCUGGCAGUCCUCAGAGCCAGCGGGGGCAUGGGACAGCAGAGGCUGAUGGGAGGCGUGGAAGGAGGGAUGUCGGUGAUGAACGGCACGGCCGGCGCCCACGGAGGAGAAGACUACCAGCAGUGGAUGGAGGGCAAGGUGGCGCAGGGCAAAGUCUCUCCGCAGACCCAGCGGCAUGAAGUCUACUCCAACACCCUGCCUGUUCGCAAGGUCGCCCCUGCCAAGAGCAAGACCACACUGAUGGAGACCCGUACGCUGCCUCGGUCCAGCUCCAUGGCAGCAGGGCUGGAGAGGAACGGGAGAACCCGUGUCCAGGCCAUCUUCUCCCACGCAGCUGGCGACAACAGCACUCUGCUCAGCUUCACCGAGGGCGACGUGAUAACCCUGCUGGUCCCCGAAGCCCGCGACGGGUGGCACUACGGAGAGAAUGAGAAGACAAGGAUGCGUGGCUGGUUUCCUUUCUCCUACACCAGGGUGAUCGCCGACGGUGAAGGCGACUCCAUGAGGCAACUUCGAGUACACAACCUCCAUCACGGGAAAAGCAGCAGCACGGGAAACCUUCUAGAGAGAGAAGACAUGGCUCUCCCCAUGCCUGAUUACGGCAUCCACCAACGUAUGGCGGCACAGAGCGCUGCUGCGCUGCAUGGCAGACAACAACGCCCCUACAGCGUAGCGGUUCCAGGCUUCUCACAGCAGGGAGUUGAAGAGUAUGAGCCUCGCUUCCCCACAAGUUCCACAGAGGGCAAACUGAUAUCGACAGUGUGAGGACAGACAGACAAACAGGCACAGACUCAGCCAGAUGAUGCGAUAGGACAGGCACCUCGCUGACCCUCAACCAACCCAACCCCCCUCUCCCCCCCUACGAAAACCCCUACCUCCACCUCCCACCUAUCCCCAUGCUGCCCUACCUCCUGCUAACGGCAAUAAACUCCCCCCCGAGCCAAUCAAUCAAUGCGAGGAAGAGGCUUUGGUCUGUAUCUUUUCCCCUCUCCUUCUCACCUCCUCCUCCCCCUCCUCCUCCUCCCCACUGCUCCCUGUGCUGUCUAACUGGUCGGUAACCACACCGGGCCACUGGUGAAGCCUCGGUGCGAAGCCAAACCCGAACAAAACGGACUCCGUGCCAUCCAAACGCUCAAAAUCAAUGUGAUGGACAUUUUCUUUGAGGAAAAUGUAUCUUUUGCUUGUCUUUCAUGCAUGUACAUUUCUUUUUUAUAUAUAUAUAUAUACAUAUAUAUCGCUGGGGGUUAUAUCCCCCCCCCCACCCAAAGGAACCUGAUUUCCACAAAUGUCAGCGCUCUCCAUCGGAAUGACGAUGUAAAAGGAAUUGUAAGUCAGGGUGUAAAUAUUUAAUGAUGUUGAUCCCAAAGAGGAUUUUCAUAUUGUAAAAAAAAAAGAAAUAACAUUACAAUCAAUACUUUUACUGGGUCUUUCAGUAUCUAACAGUAACUUUACCUUUUCAUGCUGUGAGGUUUUGUAUCCCUCUGAGAGAAGAGGCUAUGUAUCACGAGUAGUGAAUAAUGUAAAUGUUUUAACUUAUAGAGCAGAGAGAACAUAUUACGGGAAUGUUUACUGUACAUAUAUGUGCCAUACAGAAGUGCUUGUCAUACAGUAUAUCUAUAAUCAGUUCAUAAACAAAACAAAAAACAAUAACGCACCUUAUGAAAGUAAUAGUCUAUAUUUCUGACUUUCUGUAAACAAACGUAAUGUAACAUUUUUUUGGUAUCAGCCUUUGAAAUUUCUUCAACUUCUUUAUGGAGGGAAACUGUGCUCAGACACACAAACCCAGGUGCUCAUCGGGGAGGGGGGGGGGGGGGGGGGUCCUUUGGCUAUCUGUUGUGGUGUGUGUGUGAAUAUCAUGUCAAGGCUGAAUGGGGUCAACUAAACCCUCGUCCCCGAGAGACACGCAAGGCUACGAGUCGCGUCUAUUAACAGACGAUUUACACCAAAAUAAAAGCCAAACAUUUGCUGACUCCAGCUUCUCAAAUUCAAAAGAAAAUUCUCUGUUUUAUAUAGUUGAAAAUUGAACAUCUUUAGACAAAACAAGACAACAUUUUACAGACUAAAUGAUUUCUAAUUCGCUAAAUUUAAUAUGCUAAUGAAAAUGAUCAAUAGUUGCAGCCCUAGUUCGAUUAACUAGUGUUCAUGCAUGAAAGAAAAGACAACUGGUACUGCUGUUUGGCUCGGUGCACAUGAUAUCGAAACUUCGCUUUACAUUUUCAAUCCUUUUAACUCUUGUUUUUUUAAACAUUCGGACACAUUGUAGUGCCUCUUACUAAAUAGAUUAAAUGUUAACGUGAAUUACAUAUUUUUAUGGCAACUUAAGACUUGUAAAUGAUUGUUAAUAACACAUAUGCUGACGAACUUACGGAUCCAAAGGAUCAAAUGAAGCAUCGGCAGCGUCGUGAUAAUGAAACAUUGGCGUCACUGUGCCACAUUUAUCCAACGUUGACAUUUCUAGCACAGCCUCUCCGCAGCCUUGAAGAGAGGGGGGAGAGAGAGGAACCUCAUUCAGCCUUCUUGUACUGUUGUCUCUGCAAUUAAAGGCUAUGAUUUAAAAAAAAAAAACAACCUCAGUGAGUAAAAGGCAUCAUGUUUCUUUGGAGGUAAAAAAGAACUGUUUGUCUGAUUCUCUCUCUGUGCUGAAUAAAGACGCUGAUGUGUCUGUAUGUCUGUAUGUCGGUCCAGUUAGUGCCUGUCUUUACUAAUAACCACUGUCCUGCUGUCGACAUCUGAUGUCCGCUAACAAUAGCCCACUAUCAAUUGGUCUUUCUCAUAUUGUCGGCUUCUAAAUCUCAUACAAAUGCUGACCAAAGAGAGGAGGUGAAAAGCUAAAACCUCUCCCACGCCUCCUACUCUGCAAAAAAAUGUCUGUCUUUACAAAUUAUUUAAGGUGAUUUAUUGAUUUGUUUUUCUUCAAAUGAGCUUAAAAAGCAGAUAUUUUCACUGGUUUUCUAGCAGUGUCACUUAUCUGAUCUGUUUCAGAAACAGAUUUAAUUGAAGAUGGACUUUUUUUGCACUGUAGUAAUGUUGUCCUUGCUGCGUAUGUCUGCUGUCUCUCUUCGCUCUCUUCUUCCUCUCCUCUCUGUUCGUUUGUGUGUGUCGGUGACCUGAACGCUCAUCUUUUUACCCCCGCAGCUUUGCCAACCCCCCCCUUUUUUUUCCAUCUCUGUUUUUGAUGA